AUGAUAGAAUUUGUUACUUUCCAUUUGGUGCUUGUGAAUCUGAGAAGCCAGCAACAAUUUCAAGUACAUCAUUGAUGUCUAGUGACAAGUCAUUGAGGCAAUCAGCAACUGAAAUGUGGUGUCUUGGGCGCUAUUUUCCCUUGUUGAUUGGUGAUUUAGUGUCAGAAGAUGAUGAGCACUGGUCUAACAUGCUUACUUUGUGUGAAAUUGUUGAUAACAUAUUUGGUCCAAAGUGCAGCAGCAAAAGUUUAGAUCAUUUAGACCAUCUUAUCCGGCUGUUUUUGACACAAUUUAAGACUCUGUAUCCAGAUCAAAGCAUAAUUCCUAAGAUGCAUUAUCUUAUUCAUUACCCCAGUUGUAUGAGAAGGUUUGGCCCAUUAAGCAGGCAUUGGUGUAUGCGUUUUGAGGCAAAGAAUAAUUAUUUUAAGGAGAUGGCUCAUGUUAUUGGCAACUACAAGAAUAUAGCUAAAACCCUAUCUUUGAGACACCAACGUUUAAGUUGUUACUACUUACAAGGUUCACAAAUUGACCUAGAAUUCGGAAAAGGUAGAAGCUUUUCAGUUGGUUGUUUGGAGGAAAAAAGAUUAAUUUUAGAAACUUUUACUGAUUACAAUGAAGAAACUGCAGUGAUUAUUUAUCCAUGGGUGAAAGUUCGUAGUCAAGUCUACAAACCUGGUUAUGUUCUAAUUAAAGAAAUUAAAGAUGAUGUUCCUCAGCUGUGUGUCAUCAAGUUAAUUAUUGUUUCUCAAGAUAACACAAUUUAUUUUAUUGUUGACAAGCUACACAAUAUUGAAUAUUGCUGGCAUUACCAUGCUUGUUAUACUAUAAAUAAAGAAAGAGAGAUCACACUUAUUUGUAAGCUAUCUGAUUUUUGUGACCAUCAUGCAUAUAACUUUCAUCAAAGUUUUAAUUCAUCAUUGAAUAACUAUUACUUUAUUGUACAAAAGUACUUAAUAUUUUGACUUUAAAAUAAUUUU
Amphimedon queenslandica is the source of this 977-nucleotide messenger RNA. RefSeq lists its product as uncharacterized. The record is from RefSeq and is a predicted model, not a curated record. Bases 75 to 962 code for a protein of 295 amino acids. The transcript has 5 exons. Lineage: Eukaryota; Metazoa; Porifera; Demospongiae; Haplosclerida; Niphatidae.